This is a messenger RNA of Hevea brasiliensis (rubber tree), 1403 nucleotides long. Its product is annotated as WRKY transcription factor 55. Lineage: Eukaryota; Viridiplantae; Streptophyta; Magnoliopsida; Malpighiales; Euphorbiaceae. Gene Ontology annotation, biological process: regulation of DNA-templated transcription. Gene Ontology annotation, molecular function: DNA-binding transcription factor activity; transcription cis-regulatory region binding. The record is from RefSeq and is a predicted model, not a curated record. The transcript is spliced from 3 exons. The coding region runs from base 136 to 1170 and encodes 344 amino acids. Gene Ontology annotation, cellular component: nucleus.
CUCAGCACCCUCAUAGAAGCACACCCAAAAGUUCUCCAUUAAAUUCCUCAUUUAAAUAUCGUUUUUUGUACGUAUACCAUGCUUAAAUCCAACACAACCCAAGAAAAGCGCUUAUCAUUGAGCCGCCUUUGAACUAUGGAUGAGUUUAUUUCUUUAAUUCUUCAAGGGAUCAAGUUAGCUAAAGACCUUGAACCAACCCUACAAAACUUAGCCAAUCACCAAAACCAAGAUAUGGCUUCCAAGUUAGAUGAAAUCAUUAGGGUUUUCAUUUCUGCUAGGACGAGGUUAAAUGUUGAUCAACACCUUUCUCAAAUGUUGCAGCAGCAGCAGCAGCAGCAGCAACAGCAGCAACCCCAGAUUGACCCAAGUUUUCAGGAAUAUUGGCUAAGGACUAAAAUGGUGGAGUUGUUUCAAUCACAACUAAUGGCUGGGAGGAUCAGCAGCAGUUCAGGGUUGGAGAAUAAGCAAGCAGCAGGAGGUGGGAUACAAAUGGGAUCAGGAGGUUUGGCUAUGGAAUUGGGUGGCAGAGAUGUUCAGGCAGUGGCUUCAUCAUCUAUGCAAAGACCACGAAGAAGGAAAGAUGAUGCGGAAAAAAGGACAAUAAGGGCACCUGCACCUCGGAUGGGAAACACUGAAAUUCCACCAGACGAUGGCUACACUUGGAGGAAAUAUGGCCAGAAAGAAAUACUAGGGUCAAGGUUUCCAAGGGGUUACUACAGGUGCACACACCAAAAACUGUACCAAUGUCCAGCCAAGAAACAAGUUCAGAGAUUAGAUGAUGAUCCCUACAUGUUUGAAGUUACAUACAGGAGUGAUCACACUUGCCACAUGUCUGCUACUGCACCCUCGGUUCCACCACCUCAACUGCCGGAUAUUACCCAGGGAAUGACUCAAACUAUGGCUGCUCAGCCUCCACCUUGGCUGGAAUUUAGUCUAGGUGGUGGAGGGAGUGGCAGUGGUGGCAGCAGUGGUAGUAGCAUGGCCGGUGCGGGUGCAGGUGCAGGUGCAGGCGCGGGUCCCUCCAAUGCCCGAUAUAAUAAAGAAGCUGAAUUUCCUGUCGCAGAUAUGGCUGAUGUGAUGUUUAAUUCAGGUAGCAGUAGUGGCAAUAGCAUGGAAUUGAUUUUCACUUCCAUGGAAGAAAAAUGGGAGGCAGGGGACAAGAAAAAAUGAUGAUAAAUUAGCGUGACAGGAGGGGGUUUUUUUUUUUUUUUUAUUUACCAUGAUAUUCCUUUAUAUCCGUUUUAUAUUUACUAUUUAUCUGAGUUUUUCCAUUGAAAAUGCAGUGAGAAUUAUCACUACAUUCAACGACAGUAGUAGGAGUGUUUUAAUUAGAGUAAUUAAGCAAGUGAAUUAAUUUUUGUUACUUCAAUUUGUGGGAUUAAUCUUAGAACUUUGUUUGGUUA